Messenger RNA from Protopolystoma xenopodis, 441 nucleotides. The record is from the annotation of a GenBank genome assembly. Lineage: Eukaryota; Metazoa; Platyhelminthes; Monogenea; Polystomatidea; Polystomatidae.
AUGUUCAUACGGUUGGAAAAAAACCUGAAGAACAUACCCUCUUUAGCGUCUUCUGGCCAUGCUUUUUCAGGGCCUACUGGAAUUCGCCUCUCCAGUCCCCUGACGAUAGGAUUAGGAAAAGUUCCACUUCCAAUUGUGGAAGAGGAUGAGAAUGAGGCGGGUUCUACUGCGACAGCAUCGAUUUCUCCAGCCACCCCUUCGAAUGCAGUGGCAGCUUUGCCUGGAAUAGCGACCUCUUCUGCUCUUUCUCGAAGUUUUCGUGAUAAUCAAAAUGCUUCUGACUGGCUUUUAGCUUCCAGACAGAGGACUGGAGAGCAAAGAAAAGAGUUGAAUGAAAAUGUUUUUUUAAUGGCAUCUUCGAAUAAAGAAGAACGGGAUGAGGAAGAUGUCUUAGUAGAAGAGGGCUAUACUUCUCUAAGAAGGGCUUGCUUUUUUGAGUAG